ACGACGUCACAAACCAAGAUGGCGCUCUCCGUGCGGACAAAUUUCAAACACCUCUUCAGGACAAUUCAGAAGUUUAACUCUCCGAAGAGGUUACUGAGCGCUGGGACAUGUGCGGGAAACAAGGAAUCUCCAGGAGGUGGACGGGUGUUUUCUGGGAUCCAGCCGACGGGGGUUCCCCACCUGGGUAACUACCUGGGUGCCCUGGAGAACUGGGUGGCCCUGCAGAACCAGUAUCCCUCAGUCCUGUACAGCAUCGUGGACCUGCACUCCAUCACCCAGCCUCAGGACCCGGCCCAGCUCAGGAGCAACAUACUGGACAUGGCCGCCAGCCUGCUGGCCUGUGGCAUCGACCCGGAGAGGGCCAUUCUGUUCCAGCAGUCUCGGGUGUCGGAGCACGCAGAGCUCUCCUGGAUCCUCAGCUGUCUGACCAGCAUGCCCCGCCUCCGACACCUGCCCCAGUGGAAGAUGAAGAGCAAACAGAAGAACGAGGGCAGCGUUGGUCUCUUCACAUAUCCUGUCCUGCAGGCCGCCGAUAUUCUGCUCUACAAGUCCACUCACGUCCCCGUCGGAGAGGAUCAGGUCCAACAUUUAGAGCUGGCUCAGGAUCUCGCUCGAAUCUUCAACAACCGCUACGGAGAUCUGUUCCCUGAACCCGCCGCCCUGCUCAGCUCCACACGAAAAGUCAAGUCUCUUCGGGAUCCUUCUGCAAAAAUGUCAAAAUCUGACCCUCAAGCGAUGGCGACCGUCACCGUCACAGACUCUCCUGACGACAUCGCCCUCAAGAUCCGCCGCGCCGUCACCGACUUCACCUCCGAAGUCACCUUUGACCCCGAGACGCGGCCGGGCGUGUCCAACCUGGUGACGAUCCACGCCGCCAUGGCGCUGAUCGGCGUGGAGGAGGCGGUGCAGCAGGCCAGAGGGCUGGACACGGGAGAGUACAAGAAGCUGGUUACGGAGGCUGUGAUCCAGAGGUUAACGCCCAUCAGAGAGGAGAUCGAGAGGCUGAGGGGGGACAGGGCUCACCUGGAGGAGGUGCUGGAUCAGGGGGCACGCAGGGCUCGAGAACUGGCUGCUCCGGUCCUCAGGGAGGUGCGACACAGGGUGGGAUUCUGCUGAGCCUGCAUUAAUACCACAGGCUGAGCUCAGUGCUCACAUGCUGCUGGUAACAACUUUUAUUCCCAUGACUGUUCACGUUUCUCAAACAUGACCUCACAGAUCAGAUGAAAACAGAUCAACAGACUACAAACUGAUGGAUGGAGCAGCUUUGUUAUUUCGCCUUCUGAGUUUGUCUCCUUGAAAUGAACGAGGAGUCUGUUUAUUAUGAUGUUUAUUUAUUUACCUUCUUUUGUUGGCUGUUUGUUUCCCCAAAUACAAGUCAAGGCAAGUCACACAGCACAUUUAAAAAGAGCAGCAGCUGACCAGAGUGCUAUACGAUGCAUUAAAGAAACAACAUACAGGACUUUACAACAUUUAUAAGGAUAAAGAAACAACAACAAAGAAGGCAGUUAAGAGAACCUGAUAGAAAUGGUGUGUUCAGGACCAGAGGACUCAAAUGCUAACAUAUAAAAAUAAGUUUUGAGGCGGGACUUAAAGGCAAGGCAGUCUAUUUAUAUAGCACAUUUCAACAACAAUGUUGCGCUUUACACAAAACAUCAAAAGCAUCAUGACAGAGGAAAAAAGAAACAUUAAAAUGGAAAAUUUUAAAAUCACAAAAACAUACAAUUAUUAAAUAUAGGAGUCAGACAGAGAGGGCAGACCUGAGGAAAGGGGUUAAGGCUGUUCUGCAGUUUACAACACCAGGAGUGUUUUUAGUAUGAAGUCUUGUCUUGAUGCUUUAGUCCUCAGCCAUAUGUUGCUAAAAAAAUAAGAACUUCAGAAAAACACCUGAACAAAUCUCAGAUCCAAAGAGGUGAUAUGUGUGAAUGUGUGGCUACAGGAUCAAAUCUGCACGGUGCUAAACACAGACGUAAACAAACCCUCAUACCACUUUUAGUCAUACUGAUUGAACUUGAAGCAUCCCGACCAAUGACACUGCAGGAAAAUAUCGAAUCAUCUGAUGCAGGAAGCUCAUGACUUUGUCCUGCAACCUCAACAGUGUGAUUAGUUAUGUGGAUAUUAGUCAUGGCAACCUUUUCUUUCCAUAGGUAGCCUGUGAAAAAACAUAUACAUUACCUGUAGAGAGACUUGUGAGACACAGGCGUGGGCGCUAAUGUUUCUGGACUCACUGCUUGUGUUUUUUCUUUUUUUUUUUUUAUUAUGUCUGAGAUGUUUCAGGACCAAGUGUGAACAGGCUCUCAGUCACGAGGAGUGAGAUCUUACGUUCUUCACACGAACCUGCAAUCUGCUUUGACAAAGAGAAAAAACAGAAAUACAAAACAAAACACACAUGUUUGCAGAUAAGAGUCAGGUUGGGUAAAUGCAGCUGGAGAGCUGUUCUACACAUUUAAAUACUUCAAAACAGAUUCAUGCAAACACAAAACAUUUCAUCCAACGUGUUUUUCAGAGACAAAGAAACGAGAGAAAUUAGAGGAGUGUGAAAAUACCAAAAGUACCAAUUGAAGAAAAUGCCUCUACAGAUGUGCACAAUGCAACAUUUGGUCUCAAAUAAAUUCUGAAGACAUAAAAGUCAGAGGCAGUUAAAAGAUGAAUUAUAUUUAUGAGCCUGAAGGAGACGUCUUCAUGUUGUGCACUUUCUGGAGAGCAGAAACACGACUCGAGAGGUUUUGUGUUGCGACAGUUGGACAUUAAUGGAAAGAUUAUUGAAUGAAAUAAAUCAAGACAAGGCAUCCGACAUGUUUUAAUCGACAUAUAUGAAAAGGUAAGUUACUCAUGUUUGCCUCUGAUGGGACGUGCUCUUAUCCGUAAUGAACUGUAUAGGGGUAUUUUAUUGCAUUCUCACUAAAUACAUUUCCAUACAGCAUCUUUUACCAUUUGAAAAGUCAGUGUAAAUCAUGCACAACAACACACAGCAGAGGGGAAAAGACAAUUGAUGUAUUUCUGCCUCAGACACUGAAGUAAUGUCUCUUCAGCUGCAGAGAAAACGUCAGAACGCCAGCUCUUAAACACCGAGCAUUACACCCUGAAGAUUUUGCAGGUAAAGAUUUCAGAUUCAGCACUGACAUGAAGGGGAUAAAAGGUGUGUGGUGGGGGGGGGGGGGGGGGGAGUCACAGGGAAUUUUCUGCUUGUUGGUGUUGUUUUUGUCUCUUUAAAAAUACUAUUAAAAAAUGAGAGGAUACUUUUUUUAAUGUGCAGCUCAGCAUUUACAUUCAAAACUUCAAUUUCAAUUCAAUCAACACUGAUUUUUUUUUUAAACUUGAGACACACUGAUGUAUGCUGACAAAACUCAAACCUUCCUCAUAGUGUAUGGAUGCUAAACCUUGUCUUGACGGUAUCAACUCUUAUUGAACACACACACACACACACACACACCUAUAGCUGAUUACAUUUGAAACACAAACUUUACAAAAGGGAACAAUUUAAAGCCUCACUUUGGACUCUGGGAAAUUGCAGUGAGAUUUUCCACUAUCUAAAAAAAAAAAAAGAUAAAUUGAUGAAUCAUGAAAAUAUUCUGGAGCUAAAUUGAUGAUUUGAAUUUCUGUUUGCAGCUCAAAUUGCAGACAGCACUUAAAACAGAUACGGCUGUGUAUGCGCUUAUUUCAGCGACUUAAAGAAAAAACACUUUGACACGAUCAGACUCAAACUUUACUCAGAGUAGGUCACACAGAGGGUGUCAUUCUCUCCGAUGAUACACAUUCAUUUAUUACCAUAAUGGCAGCUUUGUAGAGAUCUUCUGCAGCCUGAGAGCAUCUGAAUCAAACGAGGAAUAAAUCUUCUGAAUUUCU
Labrus mixtus (cuckoo wrasse) is the source of this 3843-nucleotide messenger RNA. It is a transcript of the gene wars2, whose product is annotated as tryptophanyl tRNA synthetase 2, mitochondrial. The transcript has 6 exons. The coding region runs from base 19 to 1116 and encodes 365 amino acids. NCBI's taxonomy places the organism in Eukaryota, Metazoa, Chordata, Actinopteri, Labriformes, Labridae. Gene Ontology annotation, cellular component: mitochondrial matrix; mitochondrion. The record is from RefSeq and is a predicted model, not a curated record. Gene Ontology annotation, biological process: mitochondrial tryptophanyl-tRNA aminoacylation. Gene Ontology annotation, molecular function: ATP binding; tryptophan-tRNA ligase activity.